Anopheles coluzzii is the source of this 1600-nucleotide messenger RNA. Its product is annotated as aladin-like. Gene Ontology annotation, cellular component: nuclear pore. Gene Ontology annotation, biological process: nucleocytoplasmic transport. Gene Ontology annotation, molecular function: protein binding. Lineage: Eukaryota; Metazoa; Arthropoda; Insecta; Diptera; Culicidae. The transcript has 3 exons. The record is from RefSeq and is a predicted model, not a curated record. Bases 165 to 1520 code for a protein of 451 amino acids.
CAAGCAGGAUGCCGCUUUUGACAAUUGGGCAAAUAUUGACAGCCCGAAAAAGAGCGCCCAAUCGGAAGGGGGUCGUAAAGAGCCGGUCUUUUGUUGAGAGCGUUUGUAAACAGUUCCCGGUCAAUCGCUUGUUGUAUCGUUUGGGAAAAUAAAAAAGUUACAAAAUGAGUCGUGCGCUAAACCUUAGCAAUUUCCCUCCCAGCGCUGAAGUGAUUGGGUUCUCAGCCCGCGAUCAUUAUCCGGAUAUAGUGUUUACACGUGAAAUGUUGCACCCUCCCGGACACAGCCGGCGGUCGGAGAGUACGCGCGAUGUGAUGGUGCCCGUGACGGAGUCGCUUCCGAAGCGCAUACUGGCCAUCUUUAUGGAGCUCGGUUUGCUCGAAGCGCUCGGCGAAGCGACCCAGUCCGAGUCACGGUUUGUUGCCCGUGCCGCCACCUACCUGCAAAUGAUUGGCCGACGGUUCAAGCAGUACUGGCAGUCGUACCCGUGCGAACUGUCCAUGGAUCUGGUGGCAAAGCACUCGCAAACACGCAACUGGCAGAAGAGCACGAUACGCUGUCUGAGUUGGCAUCCGCUGUGCUUCAAGCUGGCCGUUGCGACCAUCGACGAUACGGUGCGUAUCUACACGCGCAACCCCGGCGUAACGCCGAUCCUGCGCAGCAGUCUCCAGAAAGCCGUUACUUGUCUCGCUUGGCGACCGUACACCGGAGGCGAGCUUGCGAUCGGAUGCCAAAGCGGCGUGCUCAUCUGGAGCGUCGAUCCGACGAGCCAGAUUACGCGGCCCCUCUCGCAAGCGGUUCAUUUGCAGCACGGACGGCACCAACCGGUCACCGCCGUUAGCUGGAGCAGUAACGGAGAGCUGCUGGUGACGGCCAGCAUCAACGACACGCAUCUGCUCGUGUGGAACGUGGAUCAGCAGCGAUGCGUUCCGAUGCAUCGCGUGAAAUUGCCCUGUGCCCUGGUCAGCUAUGCGCCGCUCGGUUACAACAUGAUCGCCAGUACAAUUGGCAAAGAUUUCUACCUCUGCACGGUACCGCCCGAGCGUGUCACGCGAGUCGGCUGGAGUACGGCAAAUGGUUCGCUACAAUCUUUCGCCUGGUCCCGGGACGAGAAGCAUCUCCUCUUUGUCACCACCGACGAUAUGAAGCUGUUCUACAUGCGGUUGUCCGGUUUGAAAAGCGCAUCGUACGAGCUGGCCUUCCCACUGGUGGAUCUCGACCAGAAACUUACUGACGGUGGUUUAGCGAUCGGUGGCAAAGCGCAAUCACUCGCCUGGUGCCCGCGGGACCGCUUUCUUGCCAUAUCGUUCAAAAACACCGCGGCCAUUGCCAUCUUUUUUACGAAUCUGGCCGGACUGCAGAUUAACAUCGAUCCGUACUGCCUCAUUUUUGGCGUGGGCGUAGAGUAUCCAUCGUGCAUGUGCUAUCAGGAAAACUAUCAGCAAGAGUACGACUCGGACGCACAGUCUGUGCUCACGAUCGGCUGGUCAUCCGGUCGCGUUGAGUACUAUCCGUUGUAGGGGUUACAUUGAUGCCAAGAUGGAGCAGCACUACUACUACUACACUCACGUAUGUUAAAUAAAUCAUUUUUUAAUAUGUU